AUGGCGCAAGAGGAAUUCUCCUCGGAAGAUGAGGCAGACUGGGGCGGUGAUGAGGAGCCUGCUUCCACUGAGGAUGCGGACGCGCCAGCGGAUCCCAAAGCCAGCGCGGAGGCCGUCCGGCAACAAGCGGAGCUCAAUGCCGGACGAGCGCGUUUGCAUAAGGAAGCUCAGCGCGUUGCGUCGACGGUUCCGGCGAAGAGCAAAGCCAGGUCUUUGGCACCCGGGGCUCUCGCAAAGUCGCAGGUCAAGCCCUCUGCUCCUGCGCAGGAGGCCGUGGCGGUGGAGGUUCCUGCCCCUUCCGGACCUCCUCCGGGCUGGUCGCCGCCGCAGGCUCCGUUUCCAGCCACGGCCCCUCCUGGCCCUCCUCCCAGCGCCCCACCGCCGGUCAUGGACGACAUGGCGCCCCCGCCGGGUAACUUUGCACCUCCCCCGGCCGUUGGUCCGUACAAGCCUGGCCAUCAGCAAGGGCAGAUGCCAGGAAGCUAUCCACCACGUCCGAAUGUGCAGAGGUCAGAGUACAGUGGAGUUCCGAGCCAGCAUCCACCGCAAACCUACCCUCCGCACGGUUAUCGGCAACCUGCGUCGGCCGCUUACCAAAACCACCAGAGCCAACCGCCACCCCCACAACCUCCACCCCAACAGCAUCUGAAGCAGGGCGCCGAAGCUCCUCGAUAUCCUCCGCCUCGCGAAGCUCGGGAAGCUCGGGAAGCUGUGAAAGCGCCGUACCCCUCGCAGCCCUCGCAGGGUGCUUGGGGCCCACGAGACAACCGGGACACUCCUCCCAGCUCUUGGGGCGCCCGGGCCGCCGACACCACCGACGAUCACCACAGGAAAGAAGGCGAGCGACGUCGGGUCCGACGGAGGCGCCACUCCAGACGGGAGCACUCGGGGCGCUCGCGCGGCCGGCGGCGGCGCCGGGAGCGGGACCAUAGCCGAGGCUCCCCGAAGGCACCGGAGAGACCUCCGGGAGAUCACAGCAUCCCAGCCCCUCCCGGAAAUCUGCACGGAGGGCCGUUGCCGCCACAGAGCGCUGUGGGCAAGGCCUCAACAGCCUUUUACGCGAGCUGCGGUUGCGCCCUCGGCACCUGUGCCUGCCGCACCGGUGUCAGCACCGGUUGCGGUGGCAGCUGUGCGUCCGGCAGCGCCAGCGGUGUCAGCCCCGCUGGUGAGAGUGGUACCGUUCGAUGCGCAAGAAUCCUACAGCUACAGCAGCGAGCGAUCCGGCUCUGUGGACUCUUACAGUUCCUACUCGAGUGUGGGCGACAUGACUGGGCCGCCUCAGAGCGCCUUCCCGGCACCAGGCAUCUCGCCUUUCGCGUCGGCUGUUGCUCCUGUCGCUUCGGCAGCACCAGCACAACAACUGGCUCCGAAGACCGCGGCCGAGCUGGAGGAGGAAUACUCCGAGUCAUCGGAAUCUUCCUCUUCCUCUCUGAUGGUCCUUCCCAAGGCCGCCGGAGUCCCGUUCCCUCGCUCUGCUGCCGCCGCUCCCCUCGCCCGUGGCCAAGGUGUCCCACCGGUGAAGCAGGUGCAGACGCCCGAGCCGCAAUUGCAGGUCCGAGGGCCUGUGGCGAAGGCCCCACCAGAGACUCCAGCAAAGAGCGCGUCUACCGCCAAAGUCGAGGCCGCAGCAUCGAGCCAGAGGACGGGCACCGGCAAGCAGCGUCUGACGGUGGCAAGGACGCUUUGUUCCUUGGACAUCCGGAGCGCACUUGGACGGCCAUCUACCGGCCGCUGCAGAUCUCGAGCCUAUGCCCCAGCUCUUGGCGAACCCUGGAGACUCUGUUUUUGCGCGUCGGAUCCAAUGUGCAAUUCGUGGACUUGAUGAGCGUUCUUCAGCUUCAUACGUUGGAGCACGCUAUACGAGGGGACUUCUGGUCACUGGAAAGCAUGCCUUGGUUUGCCGUGGCAUUGCCGAGCUGUGCGGUGCUAUCUCCACUCGGUUCUCCGAAGCGGGGAUCUCGUCUCAUGAUGCCUUGCUUUGCACACCCUCCACGGGGCGAUGAGCGACUGGAUGCAACUCGCUUUCAGAAGAUCAUUGUGCCAGUGCGUUUUGCGCUGUGGGAGUCUUUUCUACGGCGCUACCAGAACCCCAACGUGGCGCUGCAAGUGCUCUCCAGCCAGCUGCUGCGCACACAGCGGGACUGGAGAGCGAAAGUCUGGAUACCACUCAUUUCGCCUUUGUCUCCUUCGCAGCAGCAAGCGGAUCCUUUGCGUGAUGUGUGUCUGUACUGGCUCAUUUGGGGCGAGUUGGGCAACCUACGCUUCUGUCCGGAGUUGAUCUGCUUCCUCGUCACAGCAGCCAGCGAGGUCUGCGUCGUGGCCACGGAGUGCAGUAGUUGGUCGGCGCACGAGGGCUCCUUCGUCGAGGAGGUGGUCAAGCCCAUCUACCGGGUGAUGAUGGCCGAGACAUUCGAAGUGUCCGGUGUGGCACCGAAGUUCAAAUUCGGGAAAGCUCCGGCGCCGGCCCGCGCGUGCAACUACGACGACUGGAACGAGCUAUUCUGGGAUCCAAGGCGGCUGAAGCGUGCCCUGAAGCUGAAGGACAGUGGCCACAACUUCCUCCCUGGAUGCAGCAACGCAUCGGACGUUUGGCAAAAGCUUCCCACCGUUGACUGGGAGAGAUCCUUGCGGAACCAUAAGACCCACCUGGAGUUCCACUCACACCUGCCCCUCCUGAUCGGCAACUACAGGAUUUAUCUACUGCACUCACUGGUUCUCUGCAGCCUCCUGUGCUGGUGGGUCGUGCACCUUGGGCACGAGGAAAGCCUUGGGCGCCGACUUUGGUAUGACUGGGGCUGGCUCAUGGAGGCGAGCCUGGGCCUCAUCGCCCCUGCAUGGAUGCUACUCUUCCAGCUGGGCUUUCAAGGCUUCACGCCCUGCCUAGCCAGGCGGAACCGCUUCCGGGGACUUCUGCAGCUGAUCUUUAUCGACAUGCUGCCAGUGGCCUCCUUCGCCGUGGUCGUUCUUCAAUACAAAUCCGAGGGAGGUACCGGUGCGAUGCUUCUGGACAUCAAGUUCAUCCACAUGCACAUCCGGACCUUCGAUGCCCUUCUGGUUCUACAUGUCUUCUGCUCUGUCUUCGCGCUUGUGCUCGCUCUUGGGCCCCGUUCGGACAACCUGUACCGCUGGCGCUUCUAUCCAACUUUGACGAGGCCGGAGUGCAUGCCUCAAACCCUCUUCUGGGCCUUCACGCUUGGCCUAUGGGCCGUCUUCGUCUCGAGUGGCACGAUGUACUGCGCGCACGCCAUCGUCCGAAUUUGGGAUGUCUAUGACUCUCUGUUCUUGUCCACCCCGCAGCUCCUGGUGGUGUUGAACGUGCUGGUCCUGGUCCCCACGGCUCUGGUCUUUUUCUCGACCCUGUGCUUCUUCUUGAACUUCGCCAUCGCCAUCGUGGGGACCAUGGUGGGCGCCUACCGACUGGGAGGCAUGCGACUGAUGUGCACGCGGAGGGGCCUGGGUUUGACAUACCUACCAGAGACAUUGGUCGGCCGGAUCCUCCAUCUUCCAAACCACGCGAACACGGGGGCCACGGGGCUGCUAGAGAGGAUGACCUGGUGGAGGCGCAUGUCGGACAUGGAGCUCCAGGCUUUCGUGGACGUGUGGAACAAGUUGCUGGACGAGCUACGAGGAAGGGACUUGUUGUGCCAUCGCGAACAUGAGUUCCUGAAGUUUGGGUCGGUGGAGGAAGCGCGCCAGGGCCGCGUGCCGCGCCUCUUUCAGGCCAUGAGCCUCAAUGCGCUGCCGGCGAACCUGGAGGCUCGCCGUCGCAUCGUCACCUUGGCGCGGUCCGCGCAGAUGGACCCGUUGCCGCCUGCGCCAGUCAAGCAGAUGCCAACCCUAUCCGUGCUGAUCCCACACUACUCCGAGACGAUCAGAUACUCCAAGCAGGACCUCUUCUCAGACUCUGUGUCGAACGACCUGCUGCGAUUUCUGAUCAAGUACUACAGGGACGAGUUCCGAAAUCUCAUCGAACGUCUCGAAGGUGCGGACAGCGAGAGCCGGGGACCGAAUUGGUUGGAAGCUGCCCUUUGCGAGUGGGCGUCCCUCCGCAUGCAAACACUCUGGCGCACAGUGGAUGGCAUUUGCCACGCAUAUGGGCAUGCGCUGCAGACGUUGGCCAAGCACCAAACAUUGGGAGACAGCAUCGGCUUCGGUGAGGAGCUCGUUCGCCAGCGGCUGCAGGUCGUCAUCGCCAUGCAGCAAUAUGCUAAGUUUUCGGAUCCGGACAGCUCGGGCUUCAAUCCACAGCAUCUUGAUGCAGUGGAAGCGAUGUUCUCAACCUUCGGGGAUUGGCUGAGCAUCGCUUACAUUGAGGAGCAAGAGGGAGAAGGAGGACGACGCUACUUCUCCUGCCUGAUCGACAGCUCCUGCGCUCGCCAUGAGGUUGGUGAGGGCCACUUCGCAAGGGCGCCAAAGUUCCGCAUUGAGCUGCCCGGAUUUCCUAUCCUCGGCCACGGGAAGAGCGACAACCAGAACUGCGCGGUGAUCUUUACCAGGCGAGCAUAUCUUUUCAGCGGUUGGACUGCUGGGGCGGAUAGCUGCGGACAGCGAGUGGUCCAGCAGGGAGGUGUGUCCAAGGGCACCAAGGGUUUGAAUCUGUCGGAGGACGUCUUCGCUGGCCUGGACUUGUCACUGCGAGGUGGGUGGACCGUCUACCGCGAGUACUUCCACGUCGGCAAGGGAAGAGACAUGGGCUUCAUGAGCGUCCUGUCCUUCUACGCGAAGGUGUCGAUGGGCAAUGCAGAGCAGGCAAUAACACGGCAGUGGAUGCGCUUAGGGCUUCACCUUGAGCUGCCGCAGCUGCUUGGAGUGUUUUACUCCCACAUCGGCUUCUACGUGAACCAGUGCCUCGUUAACCGUGCGACGAAGGCCUUUUGCUUCACGGCCGCCUUCUUCACCCUGGCUGGGGAAGUCCGGAAGCCCUUCAUGGAUCUUGCUGUCGAGAUGGUGUCAAGCUACUUCGGCUACUUCUACCUGCUCUUCGUCCUGGCUUCCAUGCUCCCCUACUUUGCCGAAACAAUGCUCGAGGAAGGAGGUCUCUCUGCGUGCUACAAUCUGGCUUCCUCGCUUCUGGCGUGCAGCCCGAUCUUCUCGGCUUUCCAGUCGAAGCUUAUGGCGCACUUCUUCGAGACCACCCUGAACUAUGGCGGUGCUCAGUACAUUCCAACAGGACGGGGCUUGGCAACACAGAGGGAGCCCUUCGUGAAGAAGCUUGGCCUCUUUGCAGUGAUUGUGCUGCUGGUCUUCAGUGCCGGUGUGGACUAUGGAGCCGGCUUCUACCUAUGCACUUCUUUCUCUUCCGCAGCCUGGGUGGUGUCCCCACUGCUCUUCAAUCCAAGGCAGUUCGAGUCCAAAAGCCAAGCGCUGCGGGACAUCUCCGAAUGGAUGCUUUGGAUGACGAACUCUGAGCCCAAAGAAGAGGCUUCGUGGUGUGCUUGGCAGAUCAGCUUGCAAGAGGUUCGGCGGAACAAGUCGUUGAUGUCCUGCAUCAUCGGCAACUGUCGUUUCAUGGCAGUGCUGUGCACAGCGGCCCUGAUUCUUUCCGUCUUUCCUCCAGCAGCGACCAUCCAUCAGCUUCGGUGGUUGUCCAUCCUUCUCUACUGCCCUCCCUUCUUCCACGGUGUCAUCUGCCUUUUGCUGUCCAUGGUCUUCUGCUCGUCAGCAGCAUCGCGCGUUCCGUAUGUCUUGAUGGCUCCCCUGGCAGCAGUGGUGACGGUGCUUGAAAUGGCCUUCCUGAUCAACCAGGUGAGUUGGAGCCUGCUGUUCUACAAGUAUGUUUGCCUUCGAUGGAUGUUGGAAGCGGCCGACGGCAUUGCUGCGCUGCGCCCUGGAAGAGUUGUCCUCGCACCUCUGCAUGAUGCGUGCAGAAUAUGGGCCUUCUCUUGGCGGUUCCUUCGGGACGCGGCCAUUGGGAUCGCGAUCGGGCUGGCAUGCUUGGCGAUGGCUUGCAUACCCGGUCUCAACUACCUGCACACCCUCUUCCUCUUCCGCACGCGGAGACCCAAGGAAGAGGGCUUGGCAGAGGAAGCGGAAGACUCCACCGCGGCUCUCGUCCACGAAGACCCGUUGGUAAACUUCUUCCGUACUUUUGCGCCCGAGUGCAACAUCGGGAACAUCAGCCCCUCCAGAGCUUCCGGUGCCCUGCGCACCAGCAGAAGUGCACCAGUGAUUUCCUGA
This is a messenger RNA of Symbiodinium sp. CCMP2592, 6177 nucleotides long. Lineage: Eukaryota; Dinophyceae; Suessiales; Symbiodiniaceae. The record is from the annotation of a GenBank genome assembly.